Aspergillus mulundensis is the source of this 1575-nucleotide messenger RNA. Its product is annotated as cytochrome P450. Gene Ontology annotation, molecular function: monooxygenase activity; oxidoreductase activity, acting on paired donors, with incorporation or reduction of molecular oxygen; iron ion binding. The transcript is spliced from 2 exons. The record is from RefSeq and is a predicted model, not a curated record. Lineage: Eukaryota; Fungi; Ascomycota; Eurotiomycetes; Eurotiales; Aspergillaceae. The coding region runs from base 1 to 1575 and encodes 524 amino acids.
AUGAUCCCCGUCAUCAGUCUCCUCGGAGUGAUCCUCUACAUCCUCUUCCCCGCGACAAUCCUCUACUUCAUCAACAGCCUCUUCCUCAGCGCGCCCCUUCCCCAAGGCGUCCCCUUCAUCCGCGAAGCACCCGGAAAGAGGAGCUUCAGCCUCAAAACACGGCUUGCCUACCUUACCGACUGCGAGUCGCUCUUCAAGGAGGCAUACCACAAAUACCUCAAGCACGGCAACCCCGUCAUCCUCCCAGGCUUCGGCGUGCGCAAUGAAGUCCUCCUCCCGCCGUCUUCCCUGCGCUGGGCCUCGACGCAGCCAGACAAGGUCCUCAGUCCGGGCGAGGCAUUUGUGGAGAUCGACCAGGCGGAUUACAGUAUCGGAAAUUCGCGGUAUAUAAGCGAUGCGUGGCACGGUCUGCUCGUGAAGACCGAGAUGAACGCCAUGCUGGAGAAUAUCGUUGCCAGCCUGAACGAUGAGCUUGGAGUGGCAUUCGACAAGUAUUUUGGGACGGACACGGAGCAGUGGCAGAGCAUUGAUCUGUUUGAGGCCGUGCGGAUGAUUGUUGCGCAGGGUGCCAGUCGGUUUACAGUGGGCUUGCCUUUAUGCCGCAACGAGCAAUACCUCAAAGACAGCCUCGACGCCAUCGACGGGUGCGUCAUCAAUGCCGGAGUCACAGGCGGAUGUCCCCCCAUUCUCCGCCCCCUGGUCGGUCCCCUCGUCGGAUUGAAACCACGACUCGCCAACAGACGAGUCCGCAAACACGUCGAGCCGCUGUACCACGCACGCAUGAAGUCCCUUUCCAAACCUAUCGAAGAGCAACCAACAGACCACUUCCAAAUGAUGCUGCGGUUCGCCGCGCGCGAGCGACAGUUCGAACUGCACGAUCUCAACACCAUGGCCACCCGCGUCACAGCCGCAAACUUCGGCUCAAUGCACCAGACCAGCAUCGCAGUAACCAACAUGCUGCUGAACAUCCUGGCCUCAGACAGCGAGUACAACACAAUCGCCGUGCUCCGCGACGAGAUCGAGCAGACACUCGGCUCCGAUCCGGCCUGGACAAAGUCCAGUAUCUCGAAAAUGCUCAAAGCCGACAGCGUCGCGCGCGAGACCCUCCGCUGCCACUCGUUCGGCGGGCGCUCCUUCUUCCGCAAGGUCCUGGUCGUUGGGGUCGUCACCGACACCGGCCUUUCCCUGCCAAAGGGGACGCUCUUCUGCUUCCUGAGCCAGCAGCCGCACAUGGACGAGCAGGUCUACCCCGAUGCAAGGAAAUACGAUCCCUUCCGCUUCUCGAGGGCUCGCGAGGCAGCAUCCGAUCCCAACUCUAGCAAGACCAGCUCACCGAGCCUGAGCUUUGUCUCGACGGGGCCGAACUACCUCGGCUUCGGCCAUGGGAAGCAUGCGUGCCCGGGCCGGUUCCUGGUUGACUUUGAGCUGAAGAUGGUUAUGGCGUAUGUGCUGACGCACUAUGAGAUAAGGUUUCCGGAGGAGUAUAAAGGGGAAAGACCGAGGAAUCGCUGGAUGGCGGAGGCUGUUGUGCCGCCGGAGGGGGUGAGGGUUUUGGUGAAGAGGAGGAAGCUCUAG